Saccostrea echinata is the source of this 2076-nucleotide messenger RNA. RefSeq lists its product as uncharacterized. The record is from RefSeq and is a predicted model, not a curated record. Gene Ontology annotation, molecular function: oxidoreductase activity. NCBI's taxonomy places the organism in Eukaryota, Metazoa, Mollusca, Bivalvia, Ostreida, Ostreidae. Bases 1 to 2076 code for a protein of 691 amino acids. The transcript is spliced from 3 exons.
AUGUUUGCCUGUACGGUUUUAGUUUAUCUAAGUGUACAAUGUGGACUUGGAUAUUCGAAGAUUUACGAAGAACCGCUUCCAAAAGAAUUCACAGAUUGCCUUAAUAUGAUUCUACCGAACAGCGCCGUGAAACGAGAUCCUGCUUACGUCAUUGACUACGCAUGCGCAAAUAAAUACCUUACUUCUACUCCCAACGAAAGAUGGAAACCAAAAACCAAUAGCAAUGCUGAGAAACAGUUGACAGACCAGGCCAACAAUUUAGAAAUUCAAACUAAGUCAGAAAACGUGCAAUAUAAAGAGGGAAGUCUAAUUCAACAUUUUGCAGCCAGACGCAACAAGCGUUCAAUUAGAUCGCCAACUAUCAUACGAAAAGAAUAUAGACGGAUGAGCGAGGAAGAGAGACGCAAUUUCCAUCGAGCUCUACAGCUUCUUAAAGAUGACUACAACUUUCACGGAACAGAGACAGAAUUUAAUAUUUAUGACACUUUGUGCAACUUGCACCACGCGUCCAAUGCUCCGCAUGCGCACUUUGGACCCGCCUUUCUAGCAUGGCACCGGGUCUUUCUGUACAUAUUCGAGCAACUACUUCGUUCUAAGGUACCCGAUGUUUAUGUGCCCUACUGGGAUUCAACAUUAGAUUCACUGUUGGAAAACCCUACAGCCUCGGCCUUGUUCACGGACGGAAUGAUGGGGUCUGGAAACGGGGUUGUCACAACUGGACACUUUGCGAAUUGGUCGCAUCCGUUUGCAGGUGAUCUAGUUAGAAACAUUGGAAAUGUAGGGGAGCUGAUUCAAAAAGACGACUUAUAUAGAAUUGUAAACGUGGCUCACACAAGAGAUUUCAUGUUUCCAUAUGCAUCUCCGUAUAAAAAUCUCGAACUUAUUCAUGGAAAAGUUCAUAUGUGGGUAAGUGGUACAAUGGACAGCUUAAAUUACUCCCCGGCGGAUCCAAUCUUUUGGAUGCACCAUUGUUUUAUUGAUUAUAUCUGGGAGAAAAUUCGUCAAAGACAAAAGGAGCGGGGUAUCGAUCCACGGUUUGACUAUCCAAACGGCGGAGGUGUUGGUCACCGACCAGAGGACAUGAUGAAACCUUUUCCACUGAGAAAUAAGGAUGGUUUUCUGGCAGACUGGUCUAAAAUCUAUGAGUACGAGGAGUCACCCGGGGAUAUCGAUUGUGAAUCUGAUUUUGACUGUGGGUCUCUCUAUUAUGCCUGUGAUGCUGGACUGUGCAGGGCAAAAACGAUGGAUGAGAUGAUUUUCUCCCUUGCACUUAAGAAACGCAGACGACGGCGAUCUUUGAUGGAGACAUAUACCACAAGUACGACAAUCACAGACUCUUCAACAUUCUUUACAACAACACCCGAACAAAGCUUCUUUGUAAACAGUGUAGACCCUUCCAAUUCUUUAGACAUGCAGACAACUCCAUUGUUCCAUUCCAUGCAGAAUACAUUUAUGAUGAAUGGAAAGGAGGAUUCGAAAGCUUGGGUAGACAUACCGAUAAUUAUAUACUCUCGAAGGCCUUCAGAUUUAGUAUUUGAUGCUCACCCUUUUCGAAGAGGUGAAGUGAACCUUACGUCCGACGUUUAUCAGACAACAGAGAGGGAGGAGAAGGUACUGCCGCGCGCCGGGCAACCCGCCACCAUUAUAAAAUGUCAACACAUGGGGUCUGGAGCAUCGAAAGUUAUUGUAAGAUCUAUAGGCGUAAAUUAUGAGGGUGAUUAUACUACUGAUGCCAUUGUUGACGAAAAACAAGCUUUAACAAUAACUUUAACACAAGUGGCUGUAAAAAAUCCUUACAAGAAUGUUACAAAAGCUUACGUUGCCGCCUACGAUCGCUGUGGACGUAUGUGUAAGCCAUUUUGUCUUACUGGAAGUAACAGUACCUAUGAAAAGUGCUCAGGAAGUAUCGGUGUUGAUUCGCGCAUGCCUAGAAUGUAUAAUUCUGAUAUUGCCGGCGCCAUUUUACAGACGUUUGAUUACAGAACUUUUCCCCCCAAAUUGGCAGAAAAUAAUAUUUUUCUGAUAUUUUAUUGUGGACAAGAAGAAGACUGGCCAUGGUUGAUCAGAAAAGACUAA